CGCAUCAUGUCCGUCCCCGCCCCUCUCGCUUUGUGGUAAACAUGUCCAUGGAGUCCUGCUCUAAAUUGCUCUCCAGAAUUAAGAGAAUACGACCCUGUCUUCUUGACAUGAAGACCGGCUGUCCGUAUGUCAUAAGGCGUUUCACAUCCGAGCUGAAAGGCAUGAUGCCAAUUAAACCACUAGAUGGCAUCAGAGUCUUAGACCUCACCAGAGUCUUGGCUGGUCCUUUUGCCACAAUGAUCCUGGGAGAUCUGGGGGCAGAGGUCAUCAAAGUUGAGCGACCAGGGUUGGGAGAUGACACCAGAGAGUGGGGACCUCCAUUUGUACACAAGGAGAGUGCUUAUUUCCUCAGUGUGAACAGGAAUAAAAAGAGCAUUGCUGUUAAUUUUAAAGAUCCGAAGGGGGCCAAACUGAUAACAGAGCUUGCCAGAAGUUGCGAUGUACUGGUGGAAAAUUAUCUUCCCGGUAAACUGGAUGAGAUGGGACUCGGCUAUAAGGAUAUGAGUGAAGCAGUUCCGCAAAUUAUCUACUGUUCCAUCACAGGAUAUGGUCAGACUGGACCCAAGUCACACAAACCAGGAUAUGACUCUAUAGCAUCUGCUAUGUCUGGGAUGAUGCACAUCACAGGUCCUGAGGACGGGGAUCCAGUGAGGCCUGGAGUUGCCAUGACAGAUCUGGCUACUGGAUUGUAUGCUCAGGGGGCGGUGAUGGCUGGCCUGCUGCAGAGGCAGAAGACUGGACGAGGUCUUCACAUCGACUGCAACCUGCUCUCAUCUCAGGUGGCUUGCCUCACUCAUAUUGCUGCGAACUACCUCAACGCAGGAAAAGAGGCCAGAAGAUGGGGAACGGCUCACGAGAGUAUCGUCCCAUAUCAGGGCUUCAAAACAAAAGAUGGAUACAUUGUUGUGGCUGCUGGGAAUAAUCAGCAGUUUGUCAAAGUGUGCAAAGUCCUGAACCUAAACGAGCUGGCCGAAAAUCCCAAGUACAAGACCAACACGUUACGAGUCCAGCACCGCAAAGAGCUGCUUCAGCUUCUGGCUGAGAGGUUCUCAGUGGAGUCCACGGCUAAAUUGCUGAGACACUUUGAAGGCACCGGAGUCCCCUGUGGCCCCAUUAACACCAUCCAGCAGGUGUUUUCCGACCCACAGGUCCACACUACCUCUGCGCAAGGACAAGCACACAAACACGAUGCUAAUUCUGUAGCUGUAAAGGCAGCUCAUGACACACGGCAGACUUGCAGUCCUGCGUUCCAGUUUAUAAAGAGUAAAGGAACAACACCAUAUGGCAGAAACGUGGAAUAAACAAAAUAACAAAAGACAUGCAAUUAUGCGGCAGGAUACAAAGCUUGCUGUGCUUUUCACCCAGCCUUCUACAGCCAAAGGCGAAGGAUGCAUGGAUUAAACCUAGGAUUAAGAAGAUGAACAGCGAAGAAAACGUCAAUGAAAUUAACCCAUGGAGAAAAAAAAAAAUGGCUUGACGCUUGUAUUUGUGUGAAGUGUUCAAGUGUAUACUUUUGUAUGUGAUGAAACGGUACCCAAGAGGGAGUCAGUUAGUAGGGUUACUAUUGAGGAUGAUGGUGUAACACGAUUAAAGCUAGUCUCUGGAGGAUGUUGAUCCACAAUUAGAAAGCUGUGAAAAUUCCACAGGGAUCUUUAUUUAUGGAGUUAGGAAUAAGGUAACAGAGUGUGAUGUUAUAGGAGGAACGCGAUCAAUCAGUACGUUUACAUGGACAACAAUAAUCCGAUAUUAACCCGAUUAAGACGAUACUCUGAGUAAGAAACUAGCAUGUAAACAGCGAUUACUGAUGACCUUAAUCCGAUUAAAGUCAUACUCGAAGUAAACACAAAUGGAAUUAAGACGUGUGGAGUAUUUCCUGUUUUAGUCGCAUUAUCGACGUGCGUUACAGACAUGUACACACCUUAAUCACACUGUUAACGUCGUGUGAGAGUUUUCACCGCAUUUUGCGACAGGACACGUACACACACGGCAGCGCUCAACCGUUUGACGGCAAACAAGAGAGCACGGCUGCGUCCCAAACCGCGUACUUACCUGCUGUAUAGUAGGAGAAAUACAUGUAUCUCGGCUACUAUAUAGUAGGUGGUUUGGGACGCAGCCAACGGCUUCAAGCAGUCGUCUAUUUGCACGUACAGCAUGACAAAUAAUUGACCGCACUUGAAGCGUUCGUAAAAUUAAAAAUGAAACACCCAAAACUGUAUACGGUCCCAUAACGAAGACCAACUGUAUGUCGAUGCGUGAAAUUCUGGAGGGGACGUCGGACGUCGUGGCGCGGUGACGUAAUGACGUGUGCCGUCAAUCGAUCUAUGUUCUAUAACAUGUAAAACCUGAACAUGAAAGGAACAUUCUAAAAGCGACUCAUGUAAACACCGUAAUCAGAAUAUUGUCUUAUUCAGAAUAAGGUCAAUAAUUAGAUUACUGCUGUCCAUGUAAACGUAGUCAAUGACACGGUACAGUGAUUAUCACUUCUAAUAUCAGCAGUUUCCCAGUGAUUACAAUUUGUAAUUUAGUAACGAAAAAUAUCUAUCAUACUUCUUUUUUUUAUCCAUUUAUUGUUACAUUUAAUGCUGUGGAAUAUCUUUGAGACAAGAUAGAAGAGCUAUCACUUUUGUUAUGGUAACUAUUAACAGUCAUCCUCUCUCUUGUCUCUGGAGGUUAAUAAGCUAGGAAAACUGUACCUUUGGCAUGUUAACUUUAUGUUGCAAAACUCUGGUACUGGAGUCUCCUUAUAUCUUGAUAAUGUAUUAGCACGAGUGCAUUAAUGUAAAGCUGUGAUUUAAAUUGCACAGGCACUACUGUCAGAGCUGCUGUUAUAGAAAAUGAAUCAACAGCUUCUGACCAGUCAGAUUUAAGAAAGUGAGACAUCUUGAACACUCAGGCUGAGGAAAGUCAAUGGCUGAGAUCAACCAGGGCAGGUACAGAAACUACCGGAAGCGUAGACAUGGCAAUAUUGUGACAACCUUGCAUUGACGUCGUAUCACGCAGUACUUCAGUGUUGCUGUUUUCACUAAGGAUGUCAUUACUGAACCGUUUAAGAUUACAAGAUAAAGAAGCAUUCUUUUUUUCAAAGCUGCAUAACGCAGUCUGUGUCAGUGCAGGCGGAUGUAUCCCAAGAAACGCCCAGGAAAAUUCUGUCAGCUGCCAAUAAUGACUGCAUCUGGUGAAGGUCUGUUCGAGCCUUAUUCAAACCUACCCCGGAGGAAAUUAUCCAGCAAACGUGAAGAUAAAGCUGAGACGAUGGUUCAGAGGAGGGACAACACCAGUGGCAAAAAGAAAACCAGAUGGAGACAUGACUGAAAGAGGGAAGAGGUUAAGACUGUCGCAAGGUCAGGAUAAAGAUCAAUCCAGAACAAAAAUAAAGGCUUGAUUGUCAUUUUCCUAUAUAAAAAAAGGCACUGGAUUUAUAUACUGGGUUAUCAUUUCUAAAUCAUUAUCUUUUAAAAUGCUCCAUCGUGGAAUGGAAACGCGAACAGUACCUCAGAUGAAACGUUGCCAGUCUUCAGGAAACAUGUUCUGUAAUAGCAUGCUGGGUAACUUGACACUAUUGGAAUCCCGCUAUAAGUCAGAUCAGUUCCUCUGUAGGAGACGGUCUAUAACUCAAGGUGCUUCCUUCAUAACUCAUGCGUGUGUCCUCUCUCUGAAGCCAGGAGUGAUAAAGUGUUGUCCUUGAACUUAAGUAUUAUUCAAGAUUUGUCUUUUGUCAGAUCAGGUCUUUCGGUUUGUUUGCAUCCUUUGUCACUUGGUGCUUCCACUGGCUGUGUGCAAUAUGAGGAGCUUCUCCAUAUAGGAACACACCGGUCCGGUCCUCAUCAGUCUUUCAGUACAGUUGUGUGUAAAUGUUUUCUCCGGUCAAACCGAACACGACUCUCACCGGAUUUAAAGUUUCGCUAAAUCUGGUUUUCUUGGUAUUCAUGUACUGUAGAUAUUUGCCGGUCUGGGAGCCGGCCACCGUGUUGCCGGUUUUCAACAUUCAUAAAAAAAAAAAAAAAAAUGUAUCUUAAGAUCCAACUAGUUAAUCAUUUAUAAAAGAAAGCACUGUAGUACUGUUACAUAUUUUCCUCUUUUGUUAAUAUCUUUGUUAAUAAAAAUACUAGUCCAGGCUCUUGUCAUAUCAAAACUGGACUUUUGCAACGCACUACUCUGGGGUCUCUCAGCCAGCUCCGUCAAACCCCUCCAGAUGAUUCAGAAUGCAGCAGCACGCCUCGUCUUCAACCAGACCAAAAGAAAGCAUGUCACACCCCUCUUCAUCUCACUCCACUGGCUUCCUGUAGCCGCCCGUAUCAAAUUCAAGGCCUUGAUGCUCACGUACAAGACCUUGUCUGGAACAGCACCCUCCUACCUCAACUCUCUCCUUGAGGUUUACGUUCCAUCACGCAAUCUGUGAUCGAUCAGUGACCGACGCUUUGUAGUGAUUACUCAGCGUGGCUCGAGGUCCCUUUCCAGAACCUUCACACUAACCGUCCCUCAGUGGUGGAGUGAACUUAAGAACUCAAUCCGGACCAAAGAAUCUCUCACUAUCUUCAAAAAACUGCUAAAGACUGCUACCUCUUCCGUGAACACCUAACCAACUCAUAAAAAAAAAAAAACCCGUACUCUGGCUCUUACACCUCGACUCUGCGCACUUUGCUUCUCUAGAACUCAAUUAAAGAUCUUGUACGGUAGCACUACUUGUAUUGUUCUCUGCUUGAUAUAUCGCUUUGCUUGUAUUUUUCUCAUUUGUAAGUCGCUUUGGAUAAAAGCAUCCGCUAAAUGAAUAAAUGUAAAUAUCAAAUGUAAUAUUGCAUGUAUAAGUUACAAUAACUUCCUCAUUUCACAAAUGAAAUGAUAUUCGGUGCACAAUUAUAGCAACUUUCCAUCACUGCAAACACAAGUAAAAAAUAAAUAAAUAAAUAAAUAAAUAAAAAUAAUAACACUAAACCACAGGUCGCUCAGGAGAGAAGAUAACUCUAGAGUUUUGAUACAGACCUUUCCUGCAAUGCCGUUGUUUUUCUUUUCUUCAUCACAUUAAAGCCUAUUUGGAUUCUGUAAAAUCCAUUCAUCUUGAUUCUGGAUCUCAUCACUUUUGCGUUUGCGUUUGAUGAAAUCCAGCAUUCUGUCUUCUUCUUCUUCUUCUUCUUCUUCUUCUUCUUCUUCUUCUUCUUCUUCCUCUCCACCGACAAACGGCUUCGACUUCAAAUGUGUAAAGUAAACAUAAGUCCCUUUGUGAAACUUAGCCAUGUCCAACAAUAACUUCCGUAAUGCUUGCUUAUUUCUGCAAUUAUAUUUUUUUUUUGGUCCAGCUUAUGUUCAUACACAGAGGAUCAGUUUGCUCAUGUUUCAUAUCCCAUAAAUCAUAGCAGCGAGGCUCGGUUUUGGUCUGCAUGCAUGGUGGAUGUCUUCAGACAGCUGUUUUUUUUUUGUUGUUGUUGUUUUUUUGUUUUUUUUGGAUCUCAUUUUUUCAAAGCCAGCGGUUGUUUACAAAUGAGCCAGUUAUCGAUUAUCUUUGCUGCAAGCUGCACACCGGGAUCCGGUCCACACAGAUAUAAAUAUUAAUAUUAUUAAUGAAUGUCUCCACUGCACUGUUGCAUCAGCUGCCAGCCACAGAUGCUGAUCUUGAUUAUAAUAGCUAGAAGAUGUGAAAAUAUUAUGUAUUCUCAUAAAUAAAAACAGCACUUCAGUAGUUGAUAGAAAGAUGUUCUUGCUAUUGUGUGUGUAAGGGACUUUUAUUUAUUUACUCAGAUUCAUUUGUUCAUUUCACUUUCUUUUAGAUUAAUUAUUUCAACCUUUUAAAUCUUUUCCUUUUAAAUCAACCCCUCUGCUUUCACAAAAAGCUAUUAUUUUCAGCUUUGAUUCUGAUAUAUAAAUUACUCAUUCCAUCUUUCAUCACUUUUCAACAUUUGGAAAGAAUUUUCUGCCUUUUUUUUUUUUUUUUUUUUAAUUCUUUUUUUUUUUUUCUUCUUCCAGAUAACUUGCCUGAAUUAAUAGCUUUGUAUUUAAAGCAAUUUAGCUUGAAUCUUGUUUGUUUUUACGCUAGUCUAAAUGCAGCACAUAGCAAUCAGACACGUCAGGCCCCAAAUUAUCUAUCGUCUGAAUAAAAAUGGCGGACAAUUAGCCAACAAAUAAUAACACUUUGAAGGGCUGCCAAAGAUCGUAAAACUUCAAGUUUGCUGCGUUACUCUUUGGUUUUGUCUCUGGCCGAUGGGAGAGGAACCUUUAGCCAGCUGCUCACAAUAACAGAUAAUUACUGACCUUAGUGUCUCACACCAGAUUUUUCCUACAAGAGUUAGCAAGCAGCAGGAAUUGUCUGCGCCCCCAUGGGCUUUCUAAUGCGCCCGCAUGACCCAACAACCAAGUCUUACAAGCAUUACCAACUUUCUAUAGUAGCAAUACAUUUAUAGUUUAUUUUUCUUUUCCAGGCACACAGUGGAGGCUUCAUUCACGUGUAUUAAUACAGGGUUGGAGAAAUUAUGAGCGUAUUUGCUAGUUAUGUUCAUUCAUACAGACUAAGGAAAACAAAUUAGUUUCAUUCUCCUAUUCUAACAAACGUUUGGUGAGAAGGCCUGGCCCACAGUUGGCGUUCCGGUUCAUCUCAAAGGUGUUCAGUGGUUCCAUGUCAAACCCUGUCUUCAUGGAGCUCGCUUUGUGCACAGGGGCAUUGUCAGGCUGGAACUUAGUUCCAGUGAAAGGAAAUUGUAAUGCUACAGCAUACAAAGACAUCCUAUACGAUUGCGUGCUUCCAACUUUGUGGCAACGGUUUGGAGAAGAACGACGUAUGGGUGUGAUGGUCAGGUGUCUACAAACAUUUGGACCUAUAGAGUGUAUUGUAGUGAACCAAAUAGAAUGGCAUGAAAGACAUUGGGAGGAAUGUUAGAAGUUCACUGAACCAUGUAUUUAAUGAUUUAAUCUAACGUACCAGUAAACAGGCAGAUUCUUAGAUUCAAAAGAGCGCAGACGAUUAAGAAAUACUAGACGAUCUUGGCAUGGGUGGUGGAGUACGAGUGUCUUAGAACGACACUGCAGUGGUGUACUUCCUUAACGGAUCGCUGGUACACAUUGCUUCAUCAUAUAAAAUGCAUUCAGGAACAAUCGUGUCAGUUCAUCUAUGUUCUCCUGUACUGUUCUACAAAUCAGCUGUUAUUGAACCGUGCUUGCUUUUUCAUGUAAAUUGAUCUCGGUGAAAUUGUGAGUGCGCAGUGAUCUCUCCAAACCUGCCUGAUUCAUCUCGAUGCUCUAUUUCUGCUUGGAGCUCGUACCUAAAGACUUCUGUUGUUGAACACCCUUUUGACACACUCAGUGAUGUGACUUUAUAUUGUCCAGCUAUAGUAUUGAAGAGUAAUGAUUUAUAGGUUUUUUUUUUAUUUAUAGUUCUUCCCCUUACCACUGUUGCAUUUGGCUUGAUGUAAAUCUACAUCCAGAUUUCUAUAAAGCUGCUAUAAAGAGGCAUGUUUACACUCGGUCAUAUUUCAUGUGAAUAUGACCGAGUGUGAACAUGUGUGAACAUCUCCUGGAGAAAUGCUAUGAGGGCUCACUACAGUAGUAAUUAUUUGGCCACUCAUCCAGGCCCAGAUCCAUUUUUGGCGAACUUAAGCUCCUGUGAAAACAAUGAACUCGUGUUUUGUUACUUAAUCAGUUUGAGUCUUUUAUGAAGCUUUGUUAUCCCAGCCUUCAGGACUCCAGCCUCCCCUUUUCACUCCCGUACUCGCCCAAUUAUCAAGAUCCAAUCAGAA
Molecule: messenger RNA, 7721 nt
Organism: Ictalurus furcatus (blue catfish)
Lineage: Eukaryota; Metazoa; Chordata; Actinopteri; Siluriformes; Ictaluridae
Gene: sugct
Product: succinyl-CoA:glutarate-CoA transferase
Exons: 13
Coding region: 42-1301 (419 amino acids)
Molecular function (GO): catalytic activity
Source: RefSeq, a predicted model, not a curated record